Messenger RNA from Trichobilharzia szidati, 2974 nucleotides. Lineage: Eukaryota; Metazoa; Platyhelminthes; Trematoda; Strigeidida; Schistosomatidae. The record is from the annotation of a GenBank genome assembly.
CUGACAUCGAACAUUAGUUGUGGAGUGCGCUUACUAUUGUAGUAGUUCUUGUCGGCAUGUCAGAUAGAGGGCUUCAUGGACAUCCGCGUGGACGUGGAGGACCUGGUGGUCGGGGAGACCGUAAUGGGUCAGACAGGCCCUCUGGAAAUGGGUCACGCGUCAACAUUUCAGGACCGUUGAAGAAGCCUGCUGAAAGAGGUCAUUCAGCUUCGUCUGGUUCUGUAUGGAGUUUCAAUGCACCUUGCGAACGGGGUGAUAUUCCGUCGUCUUCGGAGGGCGAAUUUGCCUCGGAAGCUGCUCGCCAGAAAAAGAGCCAUCCACUUCAAGAAGCUAUAUUUGACAUGUCUACGGGAAUUUCGAAACUAAACAUGCAGAAGACACUUAGAAUGCCGAAUAGACCAGACCAAGGAGGUACAAUUGGCAAGAAAGUCAAAGUCACUUCAAACUGUUGGGAUUUAACUUUUCAUCACAAAACGGUAUAUCUUUAUUUUGUGGAAGCAAACUCAGUUCACCGAUUGGAAGCUAAGGAGGGCAGUAAAACUGAGAUAAGAAUGCCACCAAAAGAGUUGAGAUCUUUAAUUCAGCAGGUAGCAGACUCUUUACCAGAUACGAUUAUAUAUGAUGGCGGUCACGCCAUAUACUCUGAAGAUCCGUUACCUGGUGUCACAACGGACCCCGUCGAAAGAGAGAUUGAAAUCAAAGAGCCGUUUGGUCGGGACCGCCUCCUUCUCAAGUACCGGAUUAUGGAAGUGCAGAAGGUGUCUACUUCUGAUAUCAGUCAUUUCAUAACGAGUCCGAAAGCGACCUCAAUGAAUAUGCCUCAAGAAUGUAUCAGAUUGUUAGAUUGCAUCUUGAAGACGGUGUCAAAGCAGUCGUUUGUAUCCCUUGGACGCGCAGCCCUAUUUCAGGGGACACCAAUAAAAGUGGUUGCAGAUAAGCUCUUCGCUAUUCAUAAGGGUUUCAUUAGUAGUGUGAGGCCCCAGUGGAAAGUUCGUGUGAACUUGGACAUGACGUGCAAGGCCUACUUUGUAUCUGGGAAUCUAGCGGACGUCAUGUACUCGAAGUACGGAGACAACAUGGCUAGAUGUAGCACUCAAAUGGCAUACGACUUGAGAAAGAUACGAGUUGAGACUGAUAAAUUCUACAGGAGCGAUGAUGGACGUGCAUAUUCCCGACGCUUCACCGUGCACGGGAUAUCCUCACAACCAGCCGAUCGUUUGAUGAUUGAGGAGUUGAAGCAGUCCGUGGCUGAAUACUUCAAGGAGCACCAUCAUAUUACUCUGAAGUAUCCAGAGCUGCCGUGUGUCAAGGUUGAUCAAAAGCGUGAAGUGUAUGUGCCGAUGGAACUGUUAAACAUUUUGCCAUAUCAAGCUCCUAAUGUGAGUAAAGCCGAUGUUGCGAGUGAAGUUAUCCGUUGUGCAGCAAUUCGACCACAGGAGCGCUUUAGAGAGCUGGAAAAUUUUGCUAAUAAUAUGCUGAAGUCCCACCCACUGAUCAAACAAUUUGGUCUGACGAUUCAGCCGAGGCCAGUGGAAGUUAACGCACGUGUUAUCCAACCGCCAACUGCUGGUUUUGGUCGUUCUGGUGUGCAACAGCUGACGGCAGGUAAAUGGAGCACGCCUGGCUUUCUUCACCCUGCCGGCGGAGGAGUAGAAUUAAUGUGGGCUGUACUUAGCAUUCCGCCUGAUCAGCGGUCUCAUGGUCAUGUACAGAAGGUGAUAUCAGAAUUGCCUAGAGCGGCCAGUCGCUUUGGUGUUCGGUUUAGCCCUCGACCGAUUGUGGCGCAGUGUCCGAGAGGAGAACUUCACAGGAGGUUCGAGGAGUUUUCCAGACAAGGAUGUCGCUUCUUGCUUCUCAUCCUGUACGAUGAAAAGUGCUACUCAUCCAUUAAACGUCUGAGUGAUCUACAAAUGGGCAUUCGGACCCAAUGUGUACGAGGUCGUACUCUGGACAAACCGAACGUUUUCCCGAACCUGUUGCUCAAACUGAAUGGGAAACUCGGCGGUGUGAACUGGCAAAUUCCUGAUCUGAUUAAGGACAGUCAAGAGUUGCUUAUGGUUUUCGGAGCCGACGUCACUCAUCCGGCGCCUACACAAACUCAUGAAAUUCGGAAGUCAGUAGCUGCUGUUAUUGGUAGCGUUUCACCCGAUCUGAUGAGAUACGGGGUAGUUAUCCGUCAACAGGCAACCACAGAAAAAGGCAAUAAGUCAGCUAGGGAAAUAAUCGACGACAUGCGUCUGAUUGUCAGUGAGCUUCUCCAGGUUAGUUUUCAUCAAUGACCGACUCUACUGACUCACGUUCCCCUUCUUCCCGUUGUACGCUUUCGUUCUUCCUUAUUAUUAUUUGUGUUUUGUUGUAGCUUUACCUGCGUAACACGAACGGGCGUUUCCCGACGCGUAUGAUAUUCUAUCGGGAUGGAGUUUCGGAGGGCCAGUUCGAAAAUGUGUUGGUGGAGGAGUUAUCUGCAAUUCAAAGAGCCUGCGCAGAUAUUCGUCCUGGUGAAGAGCCUGCUAUCACUUAUAUUGUUGUGCAAAAGCGUCACCAUAUUCGGUUUAGACCAUCUGACCCCAGGGCAAGAAACGUGGAGCCAGGAAUGGUGGUUGACACAGAUAUCACGCAUCCCAGGGAAUUCGAUUUCUACCUCUGCUCUCAGGAAGGGAUUCAGGGUACAUCGAAACCUGCUCACUAUCACGUUUUGUAUGAUGAUAGUAACUGGACAUCGAAUGCUCUGCAGAUGUUCACCUACCACUUAUGCUACGCGUACAUGAGGUGUUCCCGUAGUGUCUCGUAUCCAGCGCCGACUUAUUAUUCUCAUUUGGCUGCAUUUCGGGCACGUGAGUGGUUAUCGGACAUAGAGAAACCAGAGAUUCUGUUAGAUGCUGGUCGUUUCAAAGUUCACAGCAGUCAAGUUGACGGCAUGUUUUACUUAUAAACAGAUUUUGUUAUUUUCAUAUAAAUUGUAUUUCCUUUUGAA